AUGGAUUAUUUGCGGCAGUGGCAGAAGCGGUGGGAGGAUUUGCCGCAGCCGCGAAAAAUCAAAGCCCUGCGGCUGGUUGUGUUUGGGUGUUAUUUCCUCGCACUUUUAUUUUUUGUUAUUUAUGCCUUUGGGGGAAUUAGAAAGCAGGUGAGGGACCCUGCGAGAGCGGUGUUGUUUAUGGAACCCACGCCAGGUGCUCUCAUGGCACUGCGACAUCUUGCGAAGCGUUCGGAUGUGUCGAUUGCGAUGAUUGUGCUAACAGUAAACGCAUGGAAUUUUAACCUCAACGCCGCGUAUGACAACACGGUUGCGUUCCUCGCCAUGCUUAAGGAGGAAUCCUCCUUAAAGUAUCAUAUCCCCGUGUAUUAUGGAAGCAGUGUGGCGGAGGUGAAUGCUGGGUAUGAUGAUGAAAUUGAUUUUUCCAUGGGCGGCGGUAAAGCGUCAAAUACGACCGCUUGCACAUACCGUCGUGUGAUUAUGCCUAGCCUGAUGUUGGAGGCGGAUUCCUUGUUCGGUGCAUCCGAGUUGCUGGACAGUGUGCCUCUGUCCACUCCAACCAGUAGUCAUGGUAAGAGUGUUGGCAUUAGCGGACAAUACGAAUUCUUUGAUGUUGCGCUGUCGAAUUAUUUGUCGAGUCAAACGGCGGCGUUUUUGGUGCUUGGACCAUUGACAGACGCAGCGGAGUUUCUGCAGCGGCAUUCUGAUCUUCGAGCCAAAGUGAAUCGUAUUUUUUUUGCUGGUGGUGCGAUAAAGGCGGACGGCAACACGCGUCUGGUGUAUCCACCCAAUCAGCGCUCUGAACAACACGCCUUUUUUGACCCGCUUGCGGCAAAUUAUAUUGUGGGCGGUGCGCACGGACGACCAAUGGAGCUGUUGCCAUUAGACGCUCUUCCACAGUGGCCACAGGCAUUGUAUGACUCUCUUAUCGGUUCCCGUGCUUACCCGUCCUCAUCGUCCUCACUGGUGCCCACUUCUGCACAGGUAGUGGCACGCGCUUUCACUGGCUACAGCAAACGGCUUGGAAUGGGGAAGCUGAUGCCCGUUGAGAUUUUGGCGGCAUCGUACUUUGCCGAUGUGGUGAUACAAAGCGGAGCGAUAGUUGCCGACAUGGCAUUGCUAGUUGCGAAUGGCUUUUCGAUGUCUGUGGAUGGCCUCAUUGGCGCGCCCAGAAGCGGGCAGUCACAGGAACAUAGUUUCAAAGUAAGGGUUGUUUUGCGUAUUAAGGAAGAGACGUUUUGGUCUCGUUUAGAGGCUGUGGACAGGCUGAGUAUUUAG
Messenger RNA from Trypanosoma cruzi, 1275 nucleotides. RefSeq lists its product as uncharacterized. Gene Ontology annotation, molecular function: purine nucleosidase activity. Gene Ontology annotation, cellular component: cytosol. The record is from RefSeq and is a predicted model, not a curated record. The transcript has a single exon. The coding region runs from base 1 to 1275 and encodes 424 amino acids. Lineage: Eukaryota; Euglenozoa; Kinetoplastea; Trypanosomatida; Trypanosomatidae. Gene Ontology annotation, biological process: purine nucleoside catabolic process.